This is a messenger RNA of Neurospora hispaniola, 1866 nucleotides long. RefSeq names its product ankyrin repeat-containing domain protein. The coding region runs from base 1 to 1866 and encodes 621 amino acids. The record is from RefSeq and is a predicted model, not a curated record. Gene Ontology annotation, molecular function: protein binding. NCBI's taxonomy places the organism in Eukaryota, Fungi, Ascomycota, Sordariomycetes, Sordariales, Sordariaceae. Gene Ontology annotation, cellular component: nucleus; cytoplasm. The transcript has 4 exons.
AUGGCUGCGGAAAGCGACUUCAUCACCGCUUGCGAAACCGGCAACGUCGAAGCGGUUACCAGAAUUCUCGAAAACGAAGUCGUAUCAGACGACCAACUGCAGAAAGGCCUGUCCAAGGCUGCAUGGGGUAGUCACCCUGCUGUGGCCGACAUCUUGCUUUCCAAAGGCGCAAAGGUUGACCGGUCGAGCUUCGUGGGAAGUGCCACCCGCGGCGAUCCGACCAUGUUCGAACUCUUCAUCAAGUACGGCUUUGACAUCAACUCGACCGAGUUUGAAGAUGGUACAGCACUUCGAAUGUCUGUUGGCAAGGAGAACCUCAUGCGCUGGCUCCUCGCGCAUGGUGCGGACCCCAACGUUGCUCAUGAUCAGGCCCCCUCGCCCCUCGUCUCAGCUGUGGUCGCCAAGGAAGGUGGUGAUGCCAUGCGUCUCCUUUUGGAGCACGGCGCAGCGUUAGAGCCCAACAUCCUUCAUUAUGUCAUCGGGUCCAGAGAACGGAACAAGAUGUCAGAUAUCAGAGAAAGGGUGCAACAACUGGUCCGGGCCGGGGCCGACAUCAACCACAUUGAUCCCAAAAGGAAGGGAACACCGCUGCACUGUGCCGCAUGGCACUACAGAGGCGACAUUGUGGAAGCGCUUAUUGAGUUAGGAGCUGAUCCCAACGUCGUCUUCAACGGCCGUACGGCAGCGGAUGUGGCCAAGGACAAGAGUCAGGAGCACAAGGCUUACCUGACGAUUUACGACUUUCUGAAGGGCAAGACCAAGGUUACUCCGGGGGAAUCCACACUUCUCCCGCUCCUACAAGCUCACGAGAUGAAGACAUCCCUGGUUCCUCUUACGGCGCGGGGCAGCUUAGUGCUGCUUGUGACCCUCAUCGUCCUCAGCGCCUCUACGCUCCUGUCUUUAUCAGGUAGAGCCAACUUCGCCGGAGAUCAGACUCAUUUGUCACUCAAACGGUCUCCCAAGUUCCUCAGUCUGCCACCUCUUCCCUUCAAAAAGCGAGAUGGAUGCGGGAACACAAGCCAAGGCCAAAAAGCCUGCGGCGCUUGCAGACCCCCUGUGGUGUUCACCAUUGCCGACUCUUUCUCUGCGCGGGCGUAUCACGUCCAGGUCGGACAUGAAGCCAUCAAUGUCUCCUCCGCUGUUCUAGCAGAGCGAGCAAUAACCGAACCGACCCCCGGCCAGGAGGAUCAGUUCACGUUCCACGAAAUCCCCAAAGCAACCCAAAUGGUAUGGGAAGUCCCAGAAGGCACCGACGUAAACACGGCCCUGUUCACCCCUUUUGACGGAAAUGAAGCCGUCAGCGUCGGCACCAGCCAUCUCUGCGGGUGCACCUCUCUGGUGAUCAUCAGCCAACGCGGCGUCUACACGACGCAUUACUGGGAGAACAUCUCGUUCGACCCGGAUGAUGAUUUUCGCCUGACAGUCAAGGGGGUCAAGGAAACCAACGAGCAAGUGUUUGUGCGGACCGUGCUUACGCCGCUCCAAAACGGCGCAAGUCGCCGCACCGUCGUCUCCCAGGAGAAGCUGGAUCCACGCAAGAUUGGGAACGACGAGGGCGAUAACAUCAGAGCCUUCUUGGUGAGGCCUGAUGGGCCAGCUAAUGAUCAGUAUGUGGAGGACUAUCAGCAGAAGUGGUCGCGGAUCAAGAGUACGGUGGGAGGAAUUGUCAGCCUGUUGGACCCUAAUACGGAAGCAGGAAGGGCGAGGUGGCAGGAGGUGAUUUAUGAGCCCACGGAUAACCAGCGCGUCCUCGAUAAUCAAGCGAACGGACGCAUUCUCAUCAAGUAUGACCCGGACCAUGAAGGGAAGAAGAAGGUUAUCCUGUGGGUGGAGAGGAGAAAGAUCUAUGAGCAUGAAUGGAACUAG